Monoraphidium neglectum is the source of this 522-nucleotide messenger RNA. RefSeq lists its product as hypothetical. The transcript has a single exon. Lineage: Eukaryota; Viridiplantae; Chlorophyta; Chlorophyceae; Sphaeropleales; Selenastraceae. The coding region runs from base 1 to 522 and encodes 173 amino acids. Gene Ontology annotation, molecular function: ATP binding; protein kinase activity. The record is from RefSeq and is a predicted model, not a curated record. Gene Ontology annotation, biological process: protein phosphorylation.
AUGGAGGGCUGUUCAGGGUUGGUCGUAGAGGGCACCUACGCGGGGCAGCCGGCCAUCAUCAAGUUGUACGGGCCAGACGACGAGGGCCUGGACGUGUGCCAACAGGAAGUGGCAGCGUACGGUGCCCUAGCGGCCGUCCAGGGGCGGCUGGUGCCUCGGUUGCUUGGGACCGGGCACGCAAAGGACGGCGUGUGGUUUGUGGCGCUGGAGGCGCUGCCGGGCGUACCGCUGUCGCGGCUGAUGCCGUUGCCGGCUACUGUGGCCGCGGCCGCCCUUGCGGCCUUGCGGGAGCUCCACAACGCCGUGCAGGGCUUUGUGCACGGAGACAUCCGCCUGGCCAACAUCCUCUUUGUCGAGGGCGGCGGAGAUGCUGGAGGCAGGGGCGGCGACGGGCGGCCUGACGGGGCCCCCAAAGCAGGGGGCCGCUGCGUCAUCGUGGACCUGGGGAUGGCGCGGCUGGGCGCGGCCGUGGAGGAGGUGCAGGCCGAGCAGCGGCUCUUGGAGCGCUUGCUGGGCGCCUGA